AUGAAGAAGUUUGUAGCCGUAAUCACAGUUUACGGUCACGAAGAAAGAGCGAUAUGUUGGUACAGCGAAAAAGAAGUUUUGCCAAAUGUCGAAGGAGUAACCGUUGGUACACAAGAGUAUUGGGCGAAUAGAAUAAAAGUACACAAUCGCGACAUUCAUCAUGCACUUUGUGCUGAUUUGGUGGAACACGUUUAUAGGACUCAUAUUCAACCUCCGAUAGAGUUUUCUCAUGAUGACUUGUUUGACGAAUCAGACGAGGAUUCUUAUAUGUUCGUCGAGAGCGAAGAUUCCGAUGACAAGAGUGAUGCUCAAGAGAAUAAUGAGGACGAUGAGGUCGAUGAUGAGGAUGAUGAUUCCGAGUGA
Messenger RNA from Lactuca saligna, 363 nucleotides. The record is from the annotation of a GenBank genome assembly. Lineage: Eukaryota; Viridiplantae; Streptophyta; Magnoliopsida; Asterales; Asteraceae.